CAGCGCGGGAACCAACGGAUCCGAGAUGUCUCUCCCUGUGACGCGCGUCGCGCCACGACUCCGCCAUAUCUUGCGCGAGUGGCGAGCGGACACAAGACAUGGCGGCCUCGUGUCGCGCUCCCGCCUCAACCGCCGCGCCACGGCCGCCGUCCGUCUCCAGAUUCACUUCAUGGCCACCCUCGCGCUGCGUCCCCGUCUCCUCCUCGCCACGAGAAGGCCACCGUCCAGAAAGCGUCGCGCCUGCGCCGUCGCUCCCUGCGCCCUCCGCGCUCCCGUGCCACCGCAGGCCGCGCGGCCGCGGCGCGUCUUCCUCGGCCUCAGCGCCGCCUUCAUCCACCAGGUCGCGCGCAUGGCCUCCGACUGCGCGUCGUCCCGCUCGUUCGUUGCCGGAGCACGGCCGAGGCAAGGGGUUUCCCCGGUCGAACAGAUUCUGAAGAGUGUGGAGUGGCCGGACGAGUUUCCUUUCAAGCCUGAGGACUUCAGCCGCUUUGACGAGUCAUCCGAUACUCUAUUCUACUCGGUUCCCCGUUUUGUCACUCACAUUGAUGACCAAGCAAUCAGGGCGCUCACUGAAUACUACUCUGAAGUUCUUCCUCCAAGUAAUACUCCUGGGGUGGCCAUCCUGGACAUGUGCAGCAGCUGGGUGAGCCAUUAUCCACCCGGUUACAAACAGGAGAAGAUUGUGGGGAUGGGUAUGAAUGAAGAUGAGCUGAAAAGGAAUCCGGUAUUGACUGAGUAUGUUGUACAAGACCUCAAUGUGAACACGAAGCUUCCUUUUGAGGAUAACACUUUUGAUGUUAUAACCAAUGUGGUUAGUGUAGACUACUUGUCAAAACCAAUAGAUGUUUUUAAGGAGAUGCGACGAAUACUAAAGCCAACCGGUCUAGCCAUAAUGAGCUUUUCAAAUCGGUGCUUUUGGACAAAAGCUAUAUCUAUAUGGACAUCAACUGGUGAUGCUGAUCAUGCUUGGAUAGUUGGUGCUUACUUCCAUUAUGCUGGAGGUUUUGAACCCCCUCAGGCAGUUGAUAUAUCUCCUAAUCCAGGAAAAACUGACCCAAUGUACGUCACAUACUCCAGAAAGAAAAUAGCUUAAACCGUAUGCUGUAUUCUGCAAGGAAAAUGCUUUCUUUGUUAGAAAGAUCCACACCCAUUUUGUAUGGUUUCAGGCGUGCAUAUGGGAAGACGGAGGCAUGCCACGAUCUAUGCUAUUGCGAAUGUAGAAUACUUUUAGCUUAAUCAAUGUGUGUAUGAUGUCAUAAAACAUUUGUGUAGUGUAUAACUGAAGAAACAGAGGUAUUUACUUUGCAACUCCAGGAUUCAUUAUUGUACUGUACAAAUUAUUUCGUACAGUAUGCCCAGUCGGAUUUUUUUUUUCUUUUGAAAUUGGCAGACAGAUGCAAGUUUAUUAGUUGUAAGUGGAGCAAGAAUAGUUUGUUGAGAAAUUAUGAAUUUCUAAUGUC
Messenger RNA from Phragmites australis (common reed), 1460 nucleotides. RefSeq lists its product as uncharacterized. The record is from RefSeq and is a predicted model, not a curated record. The transcript is spliced from 9 exons. Lineage: Eukaryota; Viridiplantae; Streptophyta; Magnoliopsida; Poales; Poaceae. The coding region runs from base 26 to 1093 and encodes 355 amino acids. Gene Ontology annotation, molecular function: S-adenosylmethionine-dependent methyltransferase activity.